Messenger RNA from Haliotis rufescens (red abalone), 720 nucleotides. RefSeq names its product neuronal acetylcholine receptor subunit alpha-6-like. Gene Ontology annotation, biological process: chemical synaptic transmission; monoatomic ion transmembrane transport; nervous system process. Bases 1 to 720 code for a protein of 239 amino acids. Lineage: Eukaryota; Metazoa; Mollusca; Gastropoda; Lepetellida; Haliotidae. Gene Ontology annotation, molecular function: transmembrane signaling receptor activity; extracellular ligand-gated monoatomic ion channel activity; neurotransmitter receptor activity. The transcript has a single exon. Gene Ontology annotation, cellular component: synapse; membrane; neuron projection. The record is from RefSeq and is a predicted model, not a curated record.
AUGGAAUCCAAGUGUCCUAUCAACAUUUACAAGUUUCCCUUUGAUACCCAGACUUGUUCAGUUAUAAUACGUGGAUGGUUCGGGUCCUACAAUAAAGUACAUCUCUCCAGUGAAACAGAUGUUGACAUGAACCUAUUUGAAGAGAAUAGCGAGUUUGAAAUUUCCACUGAAGAUAUCACUAACAUUGAUGGUGAAAACGAUGGACGGUUAAUACGUAUAACCUUCCAUUUGAGACGACGCCCUAUGUUCUAUAUCUUCAACAUCCUGCUCCCCGUGGUCCUCCUCUACUUCCUCAACACCUUCGUGUUCCUGCUGCCCUCACAGAGCGGAGAGAAGACCAGCAUGGCCGUGUCUGUCCUCCUCAGCUUCCAACUGUUUCUGUCCAUCAUCAGGGACUCCCUGCCUGAGAACUCUCUCACCGUCAGCCUCUUCAGCCUCUACGUGUCUCUGGCCAACUUCACCAGUGUUGUCAUCGUCGUUGUCAAUAUCCUCCUUCUCAAAAUGAAAGGUAAGCCACCACCGAAAUGGAUCUUAAGAAUGUGUAAGAAGGACUCUGUUUCAAACCAAGUUGAUGUUGUAAGUGGCAAUGUGGAGGAUGAAGAGCAGACAAGACCAGAAUGGGCAGAUAUUGAAACUAAACUAAACAAGACCUGUUUUACAUGCUUCUUUGUGUUUAGUAGUAGUGUAACAGCCGUGAUUCUUGGGAUGCUGACAAGAUAA